AUGGAUUCUCUCGACUUGUCUCACACGUCACAGUUUAAGGGAGGAAGUGAAACAUUUCUUCGGAAUGUGUUUGAAAAUAUACUGAAAACGUACCUAAAGAAGAACCCUACAGCAAAGAAAAUAUGGGAACUUGUUCAGUCGGUGGACAACGAGAAGAUCUUCUAUGACCACUUCACUUUCAAGACUCUUAAGGUUGAUGGUUACGGAAUUGAUUCUUUGUCAAGUUUCUUCAUGGAUUAUGGAUAUAAAGUUCGAGGUGAAUAUUAUUUCCCAAAGAACCUACGAGUUCUCUGGUAUACUCCUCCUGAUGUUCACGUCCCUAAUGAUGGCCACGGUCACGGUCUAUGCAACGGCCCUUUGCCACAACUUGUUAUAGCUGAGGUUGUUGUGGACGAACUAAGCCCUGAAUCACAGGAGAUAAUAAAGAAGUAUUUAAAACCAGAAGGUGGUAAGCAAGCCCUUCUUUCAUGUAUUUUGGGGAAUUUAAUUUGGGAGAAGCCUACAUGGACCGACUUCAACACACUUGCCAAAGAAAACGAAUUUGCGGCAUGGGCACUUAUCCAUGGCUACACAAUGAACCAUCUUGCAUUUUCCGUUCAUCGAUUCAAACACCGCUUCAGUGACAUCACAUGCCUCAAAGAGUAUCUAGAAGAAAAGGGCUUCGAGCUCAAUAAAGAUGGAGGAGUCAUGAAAGUGAGUCAAGAUGGUCUACUCUUACAACUCUCCUCGAUCUCGGAGAAACUUGCGGUUGAAUUUGCAGACGGAGUAACUGAAACGAUCCCGGCUUCUUUCAUUGAGUUCAUUGACCGUCAAGUUCUACCACAGUUCAAAGAUCUGCCUCAUGACCAGAUUGAAGAGUGCCAUAGACGCAAAGACUUUGAUUUCGAUAACGGAAAAAACAUUUUGGACAGCUCCCGUUUCACCUCAAAUGUCUAA
This is a messenger RNA of Capsella rubella, 936 nucleotides long. RefSeq lists its product as uncharacterized. The transcript has 6 exons. Gene Ontology annotation, molecular function: oxidoreductase activity. NCBI's taxonomy places the organism in Eukaryota, Viridiplantae, Streptophyta, Magnoliopsida, Brassicales, Brassicaceae. The coding region runs from base 1 to 936 and encodes 311 amino acids. The record is from RefSeq and is a predicted model, not a curated record.